Messenger RNA from Asparagus officinalis (garden asparagus), 688 nucleotides. RefSeq names its product ran-binding protein 1 homolog a-like. Gene Ontology annotation, biological process: intracellular transport. The transcript is spliced from 4 exons. The record is from RefSeq and is a predicted model, not a curated record. Gene Ontology annotation, molecular function: GTPase activator activity. NCBI's taxonomy places the organism in Eukaryota, Viridiplantae, Streptophyta, Magnoliopsida, Asparagales, Asparagaceae. Bases 95 to 508 code for a protein of 137 amino acids. Gene Ontology annotation, cellular component: nuclear pore; cytoplasm.
UCUAGAUCUCUAGCCAUAUAUGACCUCUUUCUUGUAUUAAACCCUAGCUCCACCAAUCUCUCUCUAAAACCAACCGCCAUGGCGAGCAGCUCCGAUGUCAAGCUCAACGAAGUUGAUUUCACCGGCGAUGAAGAGGAGGAAGAAGCCAUCUUCCACAUGUACGAAAGCGAAGCUGAGUCGAUUCGAUGAAUGGGUGAACGGGUUGUUCGACGAAGGGCGCGGGUUGUACGGUCGGGGGAACGGAAUCGUGAAGCUGUUGAAGCACAGGGGGACUGGGAAAGUUCGACUGGUUUUUAUGAACGCAAGCACGCUCAAGAUCCGCUUAAAUUUUGAUGUUGUUUCACCGAUCAAUCUACAAGAGAAGUGUGGGGAUAACGCGUCCUGUAUUUGGUAUGUGCGGGAGUUGAAGGAGGAGAAGUUAUGCAUUCGCUUCAGAUCCGUUGAAGAUAAUAAGGAGUUUAUGGAGACUGUUGAGAGAAUUAAUGAAUCACUGCGUAGAGAUGAAUAAGAGCGCAAAGAUGUCACCUCUGCAGCUGGGCUGCUUGAGGAAUUGAGCGUCAGAGGAUGUAAUGUGGGCGGGUUUCUAAUGGAAUCAGAAGAAGAUGCCGCCGAAGAAGAAAAGGCCGUUGGAUGAUGCAUAUUUUCUGCAAGUUUUUUUCUCUCUUUCUUCACUUUUUUCGGAUGGAUA